Molecule: messenger RNA, 1535 nt
Organism: Schizosaccharomyces cryophilus OY26
Lineage: Eukaryota; Fungi; Ascomycota; Schizosaccharomycetes; Schizosaccharomycetales; Schizosaccharomycetaceae
Product: protein kinase activator
Exons: 5
Coding region: 70-1026 (318 amino acids)
Source: RefSeq, a predicted model, not a curated record
ACAAACGAUCCCCAGAUGAAGUAAGCUCUCCAGUAGUAUUUACCAACUACCACUUCCUUUGACAAGGUCAUGACAGACAUUCACGAGACUCAAAAGGGAGCUCUUAAAGAAAUUCAGGCUUUCAUUCGUUCUCGAACAAGUUACGAUGUUUUGCCUACUUCAUUUCGUCUGAUUGUUUUCGAUGUUACGCUGUUUGUAAAAACAUCAUUGUCGCUCCUUGCUUUAAACAACAUUGUCAGUGCUCCGUUGUGGGAUAGCGAAGCAAAUAGAUUUGCUGGUCUGUUAACUAUGGCAGACUUUGUUAAUGUUAUUAAAUACUACUAUCAAAGUAGCUCUGUUCCGGAAGCCUUGGCUGAAAUCGAUAAAUUCCGUCUUUUGGGACUUCGCGAAGUUGAACGGAAAAUUGGUGCUAUUCCUCCUGAAACCCUUUACGUUCAUCCGAUGCAUAGUUUAAUGGAAGCAUGUCUAGCUAUGUCCAAGAGCCGUGCAAGACGUGUGCCAUUGAUUGAUGUUGAUGGCGAGACAGGAAGUGAAAUGAUUGUUUCUGUCUUGACUCAAUACAGAAUUUUGAAAUUCAUCUCCAUGAAUUGCAAAGAAACAUCCAUGCUCCGGGUGCCACUCAACGAAUUACGAAUCGGGACUUGGUCAAAUCUUGCUACAAGUACGAUGGAUACGAAGGUUUACGCAGUAAUUAAAACUCUUGCAGAGCAAGCUAUCUCUGCUGUCCCAAUAGUUAAUGAUGAGGGGAUCCUAAUAAAUGUUUAUGAAUCUGUUGAUGUUAUGCAUUUAAUUCAAGACGGCGACUAUAAUAAUUUAGAUCUAACUGUGGGAGAGGCACUUUUAAGAAGACCAUCGAAUUUUGCAGGUGUACAUACUUGUCGCGAUACUGAUCACCUUGAUGGUAUUUUUGAUGCUAUAAAACAUUCUAGAGUGCAUCGACUUUUUGUUGUCAGUGAGGAUUUUCACCUUAAAGGUAUUUUAUCCCUUUCUGAUAUACUUAAUUAUAUUGUGAAUGAUCAACUUUAAAGAGUAUACCAUCGAAUGUUAUUUCUAUUAAUUUGUUGAAAUUGCCUCAUCUAUUUGAACAAAAAAAUAAAUAUAUACUAUGUAUUUAUUUUCCAAUCCUUUGUACUUCAUAUUUCACUUGAUGCUACCGUUUUACAUGCCGUUUAUCUUUUAAUAACUAGGGCGCUAUUUUCGAGAUCAUUUUAGCCUGUUCUCUCUCCUUUAAGAGUCGAAAUAUUUAAUUUUCUAACUUUAUUCUCAAAUAAGUAUGGAAAUUUAAUGAUCAUAUCUUCACAGAAACUAUUAAUGCUUAUGAAUGACUUUCCAACAGAGGCUGUAAAGAGAUCAUGAAACUGCGAAAUUAGUUAUUAUUUUAAACAUAUCUUACGAAAAUGGAUGAUUUGGUGGCAUAAUGGAUAUUAUAUUAUGAGGUAUUCAUUUUUAUUCGAAUUCUACUUUUAACCGUAAUCACAUGGCGUUUCGCCUAUCGCUGUAACUGACAUAGACAUCUAGAGCUUCAAACACCCGUG